Selaginella moellendorffii is the source of this 1054-nucleotide messenger RNA. RefSeq names its product ER membrane protein complex subunit 10. The record is from RefSeq and is a predicted model, not a curated record. Bases 40 to 930 code for a protein of 296 amino acids. The transcript has 7 exons. NCBI's taxonomy places the organism in Eukaryota, Viridiplantae, Streptophyta, Lycopodiopsida, Selaginellales, Selaginellaceae.
ACAAAUUUGUACGGAGAGGCUCUAGGGCAAAUAUUUCCGAUGCGGAGAUUGGCGCCGACGAUCGCGUUCUUCGCGACGCUGCUCGCGAUCGCAACGGCUAGCUCGGGAUUCCAGUGGGAUGAGCUAGACGAUGAAGAAUGGGGAUUUGUGGGAUCGUCGCCGGCGUCGUCGCCUCCUCCUGCUCCUCAAUCUGACCUAGCCAGGAAGAAGCCAGCGGCGCCUGAGGCUUCUUCGUCGCCGGAAUCCAACAAGGUACAAUUUCCGCUAGAGCACGCAUUUGGAGGAUCGGAGUUUACUCGUGCUGGGGUUUUCACAGCUCGUCUGCGGCCUUCUUUUCGUGGUGGUCAAGCUCUUGGCAAGCUUCGUCUCUCCAGGCUUCCUUUGUCGGGAGCUGAAAGACAAGCAUUCGAGGAACUCUUGAAGGAGGAUGGUUUUUACACCAUCCGUGUUCCCGCUAAUCCUCUCAGUCCCGGGGCACCGUUUGUCAUCUCUUCGAUCAAAGCUAGAUGCCUGGCCAUUGCAAACUUGAAGGAGCAUCUCGACAUUCACAUGGAUCAAGGAAACAUAAUUGCCGUAGGCUACAGCGCCGGUGCCAAUUGUCCUUACCCCAGGGAGCUCAAACACCCUGCGUCAUGGACGUUUGACACUCAUAUCGUCUCCAAGGGUGGGGAGCAAGCCAAAACUGUUCUUUUCAACGAUUUUGGCCUUGGCAGCACCGCGGACGACACUCUUGGCGACGAAGCCAUGGCAGCAAUAAAGAAACCACCACCUGAGAAAUCAUUCUGGGCGAAAUACUGGAUGUACAUCAUUCCGCUCGGACUGAUCGUGAUGAAUGCAAUCACCCAAGUAGCAAACAUGCAAGAAGAACCCGGAGCUCCAGCCGGAGGAGGCCAGCAAGCCCGAGCUCCAGCCGCGGUUCGCAGGCGAUAAACAACGAUUGAAAACUCGACGAACGAUUUGCGAUGGCUACGAAAAAAUCCCGUAAGAGAAAUCUCAAGCGAUGUCUUUGUCUGCAUUAUAUUUUCCAGGAAGAAAAACUGGUUUUUUCCUCUCC